CAUAGUCAGUCUGAGACACUACAAAUUCGACUGCUCUUUGUCAAGAAACUCAGUCUUCUCUAUUGCCAUCUGCUCUGUACUCGCCUGCCAACAUCCAGCUCUGCCAAAGAUCAUUUCAGCCUUUGCCUGUCGAACACCAAGGAGCUUCUAGCUUCCAGUUUGAGUUCAGGCUUUCUUCAGAAGUAUCUGCGCAGAAUGGCUGACGAGAAGAUUCACAUCAACAUUGUAGUUAUCGGCCAUGUCGAUUCAGGGAAGUCCACCACCACCGGUCACAUGAUUUAUAAACUUGGAGGAAUCGAUGAGAGUGUGAUCGAGCGUCUAGAGGAGGAGGCCACAGAGAUGAGCAAGCAGUCCUUCAAGUACGCGUGGGUGCUUGACAAGCUCAAGGCUGAGCGCGAGCGAGGUAUCACCAUCGACAUCGCCUUGAUGAAGUUCGAGACCAGCAAAUACUCCUGCACCGUGAUCGAUGCUCCCGGCCACAGGGACUUCAUCAAGAACAUGAUCACAGGAACAUCUCAGGCCGAUUGUGCUCUGCUCAUGAUCGACUCCACCACAGGAAGUUUUGAGGCUGGAUUCUCCAAAGAUGGCCAGACUCGGGAGCACGCUCUGUUGGCCUUCACUUUGGGAGUGAACCAAAUGAUCUGCUGCUGCAACAAGAUGGACGCCACGUCUCCACCUUACUCCCAGGAAAGGUACGAGGAGAUCAAGCAGGAAGUGUCGGGUUACUUAGAAAUGGUGGGAUACAAUCCAGAAAACAUCCCGUUCGUCCCAAUCUCAGGAUUCCAAGGAGACAACCUGAUCGAGAAAUCCGAGAAUCUAGAAUGGUUCGAAGGGCCCACACUGCUGGAAGCGUUGGACAACUUGCGCGAGCCGGAGAGACCCUCCGACAAGCCUCUGAGGCUGCCCCUUCAGGACGUGUACACGAUCGGAGGCAUUGGAACCGUGCCCGUGGGACGAGUUGAAACCGGAGUAAUCAAGCCCGGUAUGGUGGUGUGCUUCGCUCCCACCGGAGUGACCGCCGAGGUGUUGUCCGUGGAGAUGCACCACCAAGCUCUGAGUGAAGCAUUGCCCGGUGACAAUGUGGGAUUUCACGUCGAGAAUGCAUCAGCUAAAGAGUUGAAGCGUGGAUACGUGGCUUCGGACUCGGAGAACGACCCUGCGAGGGAGACAGCUAGUUUCAUUUCGCAGGUCAUCAUCAUGAACCACCCGGGUCAAAUUGCCAAUGGCUACGCACCGGUGCUGGACUGCCACACGUCUCACGUCGCUGUGAAGUUCGCAGAGCUGCAGUCGAAAAUCGACCGCCAUUCGGGAGAUGAGCUGGAGCAGGAGCCCAAGUUUCUGAAGAAUGGAGACUCGGGGAUUGUGAAGAUGAUACCCACCAGACCUUUGACAGUAGAGGCAUUCUCAGAGUAUCCACCUCUGGGUCGGUUCGCGGUCCGAGAUAUGAGACAGACUGUGGCAGUGGGAGUCAUCAAGUCUGUCGAGAAGAAAGAGGCAUUCAGCAGUUGAGGUAGGAUUCGAGGAAGGAGAGGCCAAGAAAUAAGGAGCUGGAGUAGAUAGUGAAGGCUGAGCAUCGGAGGUGUGCAACCUCCUCGCUUCUAACUUAUCGUCCAUUUCUGCUCGCUUUCGUAGAUCACAAUCUCAAAUGAGAUCAUCAUCUGAAAGCAGACGGAUGUGGAGAGCAAGCAUGGGCGUUUUCACUCGAACUUUGGUAUAUUUCAGUCUGAGAUCAAAGCCUUCGGAAGGCAUCCCAUUUCAAGCAGAUCCAGUGUAAAGUACACUUAGUAACCAUUGCAGGACUUCAGCAGAUUCAUAUUACAGGAAGUUCAGAAAGACCGGGAAAGAGCAUUCAGGUUGAGACAUUAUUCUGAUUGUAAGCGAAAGGACAGAACACAGUCUCAGGAAGAGGACACGAGAACAAUUUACAUGACAGAUCUCGAAGAAAAAGGGAAGCGCGGAUUAUAUUGAUCUGUGGAAUAGGAGAUUAAACCGGGAAUGAACAGAAGAAGGGGUUACUUUAGAAUAUGAACCAUUGAUUAGUUGAGCUGGAUUUGCUUCAAAUGGAGCUUUGGCAUAGACCACAUGUAAUAAAUUCUUG
Messenger RNA from Marchantia polymorpha subsp. ruderalis, 2098 nucleotides. NCBI's taxonomy places the organism in Eukaryota, Viridiplantae, Streptophyta, Marchantiopsida, Marchantiales, Marchantiaceae. The record is from the annotation of a GenBank genome assembly.